ACAAGUAGCUUCAGCAUCAAGCCCGAGCUUCCACAUCCCCGCGAGUGACCUCAUCACCAGAUAACCGCCUGAUCACUCAUAUUCAUACACUCACGUUCUGCUUCACGGGUAGAGACAUUCUAGCGCGUGUCCUUCAGCUAGACUAAGAGUCCAAGGUCUUCUUCUGCACGCGCGAGCCUCUCAUUACGGAAUAAAGUCUGGCAGACGUAAUAACAUGACGCAAUUACAUGUCGAACUCACAUCGAAACUCCUACGAUGGACCAUCGCAAGCGGCGGCGGAUCCCAACCCUCCCACCUACGCCGCCUUCGCGCCUUCGUCUGGUCCACAGAGUAGCACUGUGUCGCAACAACGUUCGACCAUACUAGUACACCAAAAGAGCCCUCUUCUGGUCGCAACUCCACCACAAGUCACACGAGUACUCGCAUUCUCGCAUCCGUUCAUCUUGACAUUGAGCAAGAUCGUAGGGCUGAUAACAUGGACAACAGGAGAUCCCUGGGAAAGUUUUCUUAUGGUAGCCGGCUUCUGGCUACUGACAAUAUAUGGAGAUUUGGUUGUAAGAUGGGCCGGGCCACUCGUGGUGGUCGUAGGGAUCAUAAUCGGAAUGUAUUCAAGAAGAUAUUCUCCUCUGUCAUCCACAGGCUGGACCGGCGAGAAACAGAAAGGGCACAGAAGAGGCGAUCCCGAGACCACCAACACGAGGCACCAUAAGAGCCUAGAAGAGAUCGUAAAUACCGUCAAACUGUUCACUUCAAGGUGUAACAUACUACUGGACCCUUUUCUACGAUUUACAGACUUCCUAUCCACGCAAAGAACAGCAACAUCAGCAACCACUAGGCCCGCCCUGACAACAAUGUUUAUUCGCAUAUUGCUCAUCACUCCUGUCUGGAUUCUCAUGACGUUGCCGCCAUUGUAUUUGAUAACAACGAAAAGAGUAAUUCUAAGCGUUGGGACUGUGAUUCUGAGUUGGCACUCAAGGCCUGCAAGAGUAUCUCGGCUUGUCUUAUGGCGGUCAAAAACAGUUCGAAAGGUAUGUGCGACGGUGACGGGCUUGAAUUUCGAAAGUCUGGAAAACCAAAACGGCAAGAACAAAACGGAUAGACCACCCCCACUCCCACCACGGACCAGGAGUGCAAACGCAAUCGCGGCAUCUCUCGCUGCGAAGAGAAGGUCUGAUUCCCCAGGUAUCCGCUUCACAUUCUCCAUAUUCGAGAACCAGAGAAGAUGGCUUGGUAUUGGCUGGACUGCAUCGAUGCUAGCUUAUGAGCGGGCUGCGUGGACUGAUGAGACUCUAUUUCCAGCACCGUCGAAAGAUGCUUUCGAUCUACCGGAGGUUGAAGGAGGACAUGCAAAAUGGAGAUGGGUUGAUGGCAGUAUAUGGAGAGUCGAUGGUGCUGAAUAUAGUGAAUCCGAUCCUUCCGGGAGUCAAUCCGUUAAUGGGUGGCUUUUUUACGAUAACAAGUGGCGAGAUGGUCGAAGAGGGUUAGAUGGCUGGGGCCGUUAUACUCGGCGCCGAAAGUGGUAUAGAGACGCCGAGCUUGUUGAGAUCUCCCCUUCGAUGGACGUCACGCCUUCACCAACGCCUCGACUGAGCUCGUCGCCAAAAGCUGGCUCAGUCGUCGGGUCAGAGUCUGAAGCAACAUUGUUGGAUGACACAGCCAAUGAGAGCGACGCUAACAGUCAAGGCACAAGGCGCCGACGUUGGUUCAGAAGAAGCAGCAACUCUGGGAGCAUGAAGAGUGGUGACACAGAAGGAAGUGCGGCGAGCUCUCGUAGGAGUGACGAUGAUAAUGACCUCCACACGCCUGUGCGGCAUCAGCAGCGCCAAGAUGAAUGGAAUUUUGGAGAUGAGGCCCGCAUGCAGCUAGGAUAGAAACAUGACAUUAGCGCGGAGUUACAGGAGCACAUCGCGAUACCAUUAGGAUGUUGACACGCGGUCCCAAUCUGAUAAUGGUGGCUCGAGGCUUGGUCACAUUUGAUCAAGAUUGGUGUGUGCCAUGUCUCAUGCGUGAGUACAAUGUUGACCUGCCAACAUCACGUAAUCAUAGAUUUAAGCAUGUAUGUACCAUGUUGUCCACCACCUGCCAACACACCUCAUUUCUACUCCCACUUCCAUCUCCCUUGCUUGAAUAUUGACAGUCCUGAUACUGCAUCUAUCACGCUCUCUACGCCGGUUGGUGGUGUUGGUCUCGCAUGGCACGUACUCUUGGUC
Pseudovirgaria hyperparasitica is the source of this 2210-nucleotide messenger RNA. Its product is annotated as Pex24p-domain-containing protein. The record is from RefSeq and is a predicted model, not a curated record. The coding region runs from base 228 to 1871 and encodes 547 amino acids. The transcript is spliced from 3 exons. Gene Ontology annotation, cellular component: peroxisomal membrane. NCBI's taxonomy places the organism in Eukaryota, Fungi, Ascomycota, Dothideomycetes, Acrospermales, Acrospermaceae. Gene Ontology annotation, biological process: peroxisome organization.